CCAUGAAAUAAAGCGUGUUGGUGAAGUUUCAGAGCAAGCGUACUGAUGACGAGUUGUAUAUAAGGAUUUUACCCAUGGCACAGUUUGCAAGUGCACCUAUCGGUUCCGAGCGUUGUUCAACAACAGUAAUAGUGCAUGUUUACCAUGUUUCCUCUGUGGGUCACUGCUGUUAAGAGAGCACAGGACUACCCUCAUCAUAGCCCUGAGUUUGCCAUACCACAAGUCAUUGUGAUCGGUGGACUUUUUCUGCUCAUCUUGUCGAAAUCGGUCACCGCGUUUCCAAGGCAUAACGAGCGAUCACUCCAGGGCACGGAACUGAUAACGAGCAAGUCCUUCUACGACAAACUACUCCACCCGUGCAAACCUGAUAUCCUGGAACACGUCAACUCUUCCGAAAGCAACGCGACAGACGAGUUCUCCCAGAGUGCCAUCAGAACUAUGUUACUGCGAGCCAGAGCAGUUCAGAACAUCGCCGUACGAUUUAUGGCCCAGAACUUCCCGUACAACUGCAGCUGGUCUGGUACAAUGGAAAUCCCCAACCAGGCGGCACUAGGGAACGAAACGCAGGCACGGGCAAUUUCGUGGAUGUACAAGUACUUAUUGACACACAGUGCUUACGCCUAUUUUCUAUACGAGGAGACGCAAAUGUAUCCGGAAGAAGACUGCCUUCCUUCCACACGUCCAAGUGUGGAAACGCUGCGUGAGAACGCCGAGACCUUCGCAGUGCAACUCCGAGACGUCCUUUGUGUCAUCAAGAUGGUCUCACUAACGCACGGAGGAAAUGUGGGAUUCGAGCAGUACGAAAGAGAGCUACCGACCCUCAGAGUUCGAAGCGAAAGCAACUGCAGCCGCAGAAUGAGCCGAGACUGCGAAAUUAUGGCAAGUUCGGUGAACGUUCUACAAACGCUAACGACUUACCUCAGCAGACUGGACACGUCGACUGGCGACUGAAGGGACAUCCUCAGAGCAUGUGUGGACGCGGCUAGAGUGCAUUGAUGAGGACUGAAAUGAAGGUUGUUUCCGCGAUCCCAGUGAAGGGGCCCUCAGCACAAUGUGUACAUACUCACUUUCAUGAAACAGGUCCGGUGACGAGUUGUGCUUGAGAGAACUGAUGUUCUGAGGCUGGAACGACAUAGAAGGGACAAACACAUACAAAGCCUCAAUUUGCCUAAGAAAUUAACGAUGAAAGAUGAAAGUCAACUGAAAAGGUUACCAGCUGUAGGAGUCCAACCCACAUCUUCUGGAUUGCCGGUCCAGGGCUCUAUCAAUUGAGCUAAGCUAACACGCCUUCUCUGCGACUUCCAGGGUGCGUCAUCUGAAGGGACAAACCAGCCGCUCUCUCUCUCACUUAUCCUCCUUUCACU
Ornithodoros turicata is the source of this 1364-nucleotide messenger RNA. RefSeq lists its product as uncharacterized. The transcript has 4 exons. Lineage: Eukaryota; Metazoa; Arthropoda; Arachnida; Ixodida; Argasidae. The coding region runs from base 136 to 951 and encodes 271 amino acids. The record is from RefSeq and is a predicted model, not a curated record.